AUAUAUAUAUAUGCUUUCUCUACACACACAUACACAUAUGUAUACCUACACAGAGAUCUGCAGAAAAAUAUGACCUUUGCAUGUUCGAAGGGAUCCCAGGAGUUCAAAACCCAGCAUUUGUAGGAGCAAUCCAUGGAAAGAAAUUAUAUUUAAAAUCACAAAAUGCUUUUGUGGACUGUGAGACAAACCAAGCCACGCGAACCUACUGUACACAUGAGCGUCUUAGAUUGGGAGGCGGGCAGCCUUUCUCCAUUAACUACCUUGACAUAAACUCCUAACACAGAAGUGAAAAAUGACACAUAAACGAUACCCUUUUUUUAGCGCGUGUUAAAAAGCCGAUUAUCUCCCUGUGAAUGAAUACCAGGCACAACACUUUGAAGACACGUCUUCAUAACCAGAAGUGAGAAGCUCCAGGCACCCGCAUCUCGCCUGCGUUCCGUCCGCGAAGCUGUUAACAACGCAAACCCGAGAGGCAUCCUCCCAGCUCCGAGGCGACGCUGUGGUAAUUAAGGAAAACCUGUGCGCGAGUUGGCCGAGUCCUGUCCUGCGGAGUGGGAGGGUCACACCGGGAGAGACUAAUAAGGGCAGAGAUGCGUCCCCUUCCCACUCGCCGGGCGCUCGCGGGCCACUCGUCGGCGGCGCCGCAGCCCUGCCGGGACCCCCGCGCUGCGAGCGGCUCGGCCCACGCCGGAGGUCUGUGGCCACUCGUUCACAUGGUCUCGAGGUACCAUGAGGCACUCUGGCUGUUUGAAGCUCUGGCUCUGGGUGGCAGUGCUCCUGCUCCCGGCUUCCGCUGCCGUGACGGUCAGGGACAAGCAAGAAAAACAAUGCCCUAUACUGAGAACAGAGGGACGUCAGUUUACACAAGACAACAGAGAUGAACUUGAAGUUUCAGGCUUUGAUGUGGGAGAGAGCUUUUCCCUGAGGCGUGUGUUUUGUGAAGGGGAUCACACUUGUUUCAAAUUGGGAAAUUCACUUCUUAUUAGAGAUACCAUUAAGAUCUUUCCCAAAGGCCUUCCUGAGGAGUACGCCAUAGCAGCCACGUUUCGUGUACGAAGAAGCACCAAGAAGGAACGGUGGUUUCUGUGGCAGAUUCUAGACCAGGAGAAUAUGCCACAGGUUUCUGUAGUCGUUGAUGGUGGAAAGAAGGUGGUGGAAUUUAUGUUCCGAGCUGCUGAGGGAGAUGUGUUGAACUACAUUUUUAAAAAUCGAGAACUCCGUCUCUUGUUUGAUCGUCAGUGGCAUAAGCUUGGCAUCGGAGUGCAGUCCAGGGGCGUUUCACUCUAUAUGGAUUGUACUUUAAUUGCAAGCCGGCAAACCGAUGAAAAGGACGCUGUGGAUUUCCGUGGGAGGACUGUUAUCGCUGCUCGUGCCUCAGACGGCAAGCCUGUGGACAUUGAACUUCACCAACUGAAAAUCUACUGUAGCUCAGACUUCAUAGCUCAGGAAGCGUGUUGCAGAAUGCCGGGGACGAAGUGUCCAGAGCAGGAUGGCUUUGAAAGUACCACAUCGUCAUCAGUACCUGCUCAUGCCGGUAAAAUGUCUAUAUAUCUGCCAGCAAAACAGGGACUUAAAGCCCAGUGCCAGUGCAUUCCACACAAGGGAGAAGCAGGAUUCCCGGGAGCUCCAGGUUCACCUGGUCAGAAAGGGGAUAAAGGAGAACCGGGUGCAGCUGGUAUUAAAGGUGAAUUUGGUGCUCCCGGAGUUCCUGGAGUAAAGGGUGAAAAUGGUUUACAUGGAGCUCCAGGCUUACCUGGUCAAAAGGGAGAGCAAGGUUUAGAAGGCAGCAAAGGAGCAAUCGGUGAAAAGGGCGAACAAGGAGAAAAAGGAGAUCCAGGGUUGGCUGGCAUUAAUGGACAAGACGGUUUGAAAGGUGACUUGGGUCCUCGUGGUCCACCUGGCCCGAAAGGAGAAAAGGGAGAUACGGGACCCCCAGGACCACCAGCCUUAGCUGAUUCCCUGGGGAUCCAAGGCCCCCGAGGUCCACCUGGAAAAGAGGGUCAGAGGGGAAGACGAGGAAAACCAGGUCCUCCAGGAAAACCAGGGCCCCCAGGACCACCUGGACCUCCUGGAAUGCAAGGAGUACAGCAGACUCUGGGUGGAUUUUAUAACAAGGGAGACUUUGGUGAACAUGGAGCUGGUGGCCCAAAAGGAGAGAAGGGUGAAACUGGACAACCAGGAUUUCCGGGGUCCAUUGGCCCUAAAGGUCAAAAGGGAGAAUCUGGGGAACCUUUCCUCAAAGGUGAAAAGGGAGACAGAGGAGAACCUGGGAUAGUUGGAUCACAGGGAAUAAAGGGUGAACCUGGAGAUCCUGGUCCCCCCGGUUUAUCAGGAAGCCCAGGACUAAAGGGUCAGCAAGGACCUGCAGGUUCUAUGGGACCCAGAGGACCACCAGGAGACAUUGGAUUGCCAGGAGACCACGGUAUCCCGGGAAAACAAGGCAUCAAAGGAGAAAAGGGAGAUCCAGGUGGGAUUGUGGGCCCUCCCGGGCUUCCAGGUCCGAAAGGUGAGGCUGGGCCUCCAGGGAACAGCCUGCCUGGCGAACCAGGAUUAGACGGAAAUCCUGGAGCGCCUGGUCCACGUGGGCCAAAGGGCGAGAGAGGCCUGCCCGGUGUCCAUGGGUCCCCAGGUGAGGCUGGCCCUCCAGGGGUAGGAAUUCCUGGCCGAACGGGCUCCCAAGGACCAGCUGGAGAGCCAGGCAUUCAGGGUCCUCGAGGUCUCCCUGGGUUGCCAGGAGCUCCAGGGACCCCCGGGAAUGAUGGAGCUCCAGGGAGGGAUGGAAAGCCAGGCCUGCCAGGCCCCCCAGGUGACCCGAUUGCGCUGCCCCUCUUGGGAGACAUCGGCGCUUUGCUUAAGAACUUCUGUGGCAACUGCCACACCAGCGUCCCUGGGCUGAAAAGCAACAAAGGAGAAGAAGGAGACGCUGGAGAGCCUGGGAAGUACGACUUCGCGGCCCGGAAGGUGGACGCAGGGCCCCGUGGUCCUCCAGGAAUCCCAGGCAGAGAAGGACCAAAGGGCAGCAAAGGAGAGCGGGGCUACCCUGGGAUGCCUGGGGAGAAAGGCGACGAGGGUCUUCAAGGAAUUCCAGGCAUUACAGGUGCUCCAGGUCCAACUGGACCCCCUGGCUUGUUGGGAAGAACUGGACAUCCUGGUCCUGUGGGAGCAAAGGGUGACAAGGGCAGCGAGGGACCCCCUGGGAGACCUGGACCACCCGGACCACCCGGUGUACCAUUCAGUGAAGGAAAUGGAAUGAGCAAUUUAUAUAAAAUCCAGGGAGGUGUGAAUGUUCCCAGUUAUCCAGGGCCACCCGGCCCCGCUGGUCCAAAAGGCGAUCCUGGCCCAGCGGGAGAACCUGGUGCAAUGGGGUUGCCAGGACUAGAAGGAUUUCCAGGUAUAAAGGGAGACCGAGGCCCAGCAGGGCCCCCAGGAAUAGCCGGGAUAUCGGGAAAACCUGGAGCCCCCGGGCCCCCAGGAGCUCCAGGGGAACCGGGUGAGAGAGGACCUGUUGGAGAUGUAGGUUUCCCUGGACCAGAAGGACCCUCAGGAAAGCCAGGAAUAAAUGGAAAAGAUGGAUUACCAGGUGCCCAGGGCAUCAUGGGUAAGCCUGGAGACAGAGGCCCCAAAGGAGAACGUGGUGAUCAGGGAAUCCCAGGAGACAGAGGCCCACAAGGCGAACGGGGAAAACCAGGCCUUCCAGGCGUGAAGGGGGCCAUAGGGCCUGUGGGGCCACCAGGAAGCAAAGGCUCCACGGGAUCCCCCGGGCACCAAGGCCCUCCCGGCGAUCCAGGUGCCCCCGGCUCUCUGGCUGAUGCAGUUUCAUUUGAAGAAAUAAAGAAGUAUAUUAAUCAAGAGGUUCUAAGGAUUUUUGAAGAGAGGAUGGCUGUGUUCCUGUCCCAGCUCAAGCUACCCGCAGCAAUGUUGGCCGCUCAGGCUCAUGGGAGACCUGGGCCACCAGGAAAGGAUGGGUUACCUGGGCCACCAGGAGACCCCGGACCCCAAGGCUACCGAGGACAGAAGGGAGAAAGAGGGGAACCUGGCAUUGGGCUUCCAGGGAGCCCGGGCCUUCCUGGGACCUCAGCUCCGGGUUUGCCAGGCUCACCAGGGGCCCCAGGGCCUCAGGGCCCCCCAGGACCUAGUGGACGAUGUAACCCAGAAGAUUGCCUCUAUCCCGUGUCUCAUGCCCGUCAGCGGACAGGUGGGAAAUAACACACCUGAGGAAGACGAUUCCUGUCAUAUCUCCUGACCACUGGAGCUGGAGCUGUCUUAAUACUGUCAGCCCCUCAUGAUGUGAGGGCGUUGAUUUUUGGUUUUUGGGUUUUUUUCUGGUGUAGGCCAGACAUUAAAAGCAAUUGAAAUCCUAAUCCUAUAGUAAUUGCAAUAUGAGCAUUUUUAGACUUUUCCCAAAUUCAUUCCAUAUAUUUUGCUUCACCAUUACUAUGAUUUUUGUUCAGAGUUUUCUAUGAAGUACACAAGCAAAUCUUGUUAGUUCUUCUUCUGAAGGAAAUUACAACUUGUGAUUUAGUAGGCUCAUGGUGACGUACAUUUCGUAGUCUCAUCAACUUGUAUUUGGCCUUUGAUUUCUUAAUUUUAAAGUUUCAGACAUAUUGAAAUUUUCUUGGUGUUUAAAUUUACUAUCAUUGCUAAAAAUUUCAUCAAGUUUUUUGAUAGAGUGCGUUGCACCAGCGGAAUGUUUUCUGACUACUUUUUUAUAGCUCAAGAAUUCUCAUACCAUCCUAGAUCCAUCCUACUUAGAAACAGGCAAUAAAAGCUUCACUUCAUAACAUUUAUUUUGGAAAAAACCCAGGAGGCUCUUUAUCACGGAGCCCAAAACCCACCAUAGCCAACUCCUGACAUGAUUUUGUUAAUUCUGCAUAAGGAGCUCAACUCAAAGCAAUCAGUGCUGGUGCGAACGCAAACCGUGUGCAAAGGGAGCAUGAAGUCUGACAGCACACGAGUUCCGGAAGAAGAACCCAGCGCUGUGAUCCCUUCGCUGAGCUUCUCAUUGGGAAACAGAGCUGUUUUCCCUAAGAGGUGUUUGGUGGUGAAGGCACCCAGGGGAGUGGUACUUUUGAAGCUCAAAUGGCCUCGUGAGGUCUUUGGGCCCUGGUAUCCGUUACCUUCUGACCUCAUCACUCUCAAACUAAGAUAAGAGCUGGUCAUCAGAACACAGGAUGGAUGUGCAGCGACUGGAAAAGAAACCCUCCUGCUCUGAAAGAUGAAUGUGUGGUGUCAGCAGAUGCAUGUGGACAAGGUGAAGCCCAAGGGCUCUUACGGAGAAGAGUGUUUCUCCAGAAGCUGUGGCCAUAGGGACAGGGCAGCAGAGGAAGCCAUGGCACGGAAGAUGCAGCUAGCACUCAGGCCCAAGAUGACCUCCACUUCAAGGGAAACAGCAGGCGCUGAAGGCAGUGUCCUCCACCAGAGAACGAAGAUACAGGGAUGGCCAACCAAAUCACUACAUGGUAUUUUUAUUGCCUAGCUGUACAUUAUUUUGAGAAACUGUUGGUUGAAAAUAACUGACAUUCUAGAACGUUGGGCGUGAGGAUGUUGCUGAAAUCUAAGUAGCGGGUCCCACAGAUGCUGAGAACGUGCCACCCAGAGCCCUCCCAUGACAGAAAUGGGGAGGCCAGACCUCUUCAAGAAGCAGUGCAGAUUCCAAUUUGGCUGAAUCAGACUAGGGUGCUGGCUUCUAUCUGUUGAUUAAAAAUGAGUUUAGAAAGGCAACCCACUGACCUUGGAAAAAGCUGUGAAUGGAGUGGUGCAGGGAGCGCGCCUGGAUUCCGGCGGGCUCUUUGCAAACGCACCCACAAUUUGAACUGGUUUUCAUUAUUAGAUAAUGAACUGCUGGUCAGGUACUGUCUAUAUGGCUGUGCAUACAUGCAACCUUUUAGUUGUUUCGUAUGGAAUUAUGCUGUAUAUUUCAAUUCUAAGUUUAUUUAUUUUGUUUUCCAAGGUUAUUUUAUUUAUUUCAAGUGUUUUUAACUUUAAAUUGAUUUUCUUCUUCAUUGUCUUUCCUGUGCAAUACCUACAAUGGUGCUGUGUUUUAGACUUACACAAUUGGAAUAUACAUAUGCAUUUUCUUAGUGAAAUGAUAAUUUAUCCCAAAAAAAUGUACAGAAAUCUAAAAUCUGGUGCUAUGUGUAUAUCUUGAGCUUUUAAUUUGUCAAACUUUAAUUUGUUAAAUUUUCUGAAAGCUUACUAUUCAUCUGCUACUCAUUAAUUUACUUGAAUUUGUCAUAAAACAAAACAUUUUAUAUGUUUUCAAAGAUUAUUUUUUCAUAUUAAUUAGUAGGUUGUUUACCCUUUUGCCUCUUUGCUAAUCCAGAAGUAUUUAUUUUACCAUUUUAAUGUUUUUAUGCACUUUUUUGCUGAUGAUCAUCAACAUAUUUUUCUUUGUUUUCUUUGGGUUAAUCCUUUCAUAUGUAUAAAAAGACUCAGUUCACUCUCUUGUUUUAUAAAUUCUGUUCACGUUUAUUCCAAAGACUAUGUCAUGCAUCCUUUCUUACAAAUUGUAUAUUUAGGAACCUUUCUUUUUCUGAAUUCCAUUAAUGCUGGACUGGUUUAUUCCUGUUUCAAGAAUUAGGACUCAUUCAGGAGAUUUAAGGAGAGAGGGGAAAUAUAAUGUUAUGUGAUGCAUAUUACAAAGUAGAGCUGUCACACUGAUUCAAGCUCGCUUUUCAUGGCUGACACAUGUGACUAAAGCCACCCUUGGCAGAACUAGAGAAGCGGGGCUGUGUCCACAUUCAAUGAGCCCCCUCACCCUACUGGGAAAUUUGCCCUCUACCGCUCGUUCUUGCCUCACCUCUGUGCACAUGAUAUGCAACAGAAAGCAACAAGAGAGCCUGGUACAGCUAAUACAACACCAAAUAAAGUGGAGAUUUGACAGUGGCCUAAUUCCUUUAAUAAAAAGAAAGUGCAUUAUUAAGCCCCAAAAUAGGGUGGGAAAUUUCCCCCUAAAUUACUCAGUGGUGCCAAUCCUCUUGUACCAUUUUAUUCCGUUCUGAAGCAUUUGUUUAGUUUCACACAUAUGUCAGUGAUGUCCACAGCAGGCGAGAAUAAUUAUCAAAUUUCCUGAAUUAUCUCUUGUUUGGAUUCCAGACAACAUAAGUGUUUAAAAUAUAAAAUAGUUUGGGGCCCUGAUGAUAAUUAAUAAUUAAAAUUGUGUUUGCCCUAUACGUUUGAAUUCCAGUCUAACAUUUUAUACCAAGAUCAGCUAACACUUUCAGAUAGAAUUCUUUCUGUGCAAAGAAUAAGAUAUGACCUCAAUGAGUAUUUAUGGCCUCUGGAAUCUAAAGACAAAUGGAAGACUAAUUCAUGAGUUUGUUCUUUGUUCCUUCCUACUGAAGACAUUAACCAGUUUUCCCUAACCGUAACAGAAACACGGCGAGUCUUAACCUUUGAAAUUUUUCACCUUGUAAUCAAAGUAAUUUAGUUAAUGACUUUAAAGUAAUCCUAUAUGCUUAUUUCUAUAUUUCAUGACAUUGUUGAAACUUUAAAAUUUUAGUCACUUAUAUUAUAGAACUUCAGUAAUUAUCUUAAGAUAUCUUGUCUGCAAAAGAUGUCAUUUGAUAUUUGGAUUAUAAAAUAAUUCUUUAUGAAUAUGUUUUAGGAGUUCAGUUAGAUGCAGCUUUUCUUCGGUCCUUCUCGUCUGUUGAGAACUAUGAUAUACCUCCUCUUGUCCACAAGAUGGUGUGUAGAGCAGUUUGAAUCAGAAGAACUGAGCUGACUUGAGAAACACCAGGCUAGAAACAGUUAGUGGACAACUAAAUCACACCCUCACCUUUGCACUUAGUUUUUUUUUUUUCACUUUUGUAAAUAAUUUCUUGUUAACUUAUGUUUUGUUAAUUUUUUGUUAAUUUCUGUUUUUCCUCAUUUUGAGUACCUUUAUGAAGCAGGCACAAUACCCCUUGAUUUGUUGGCUGUUUCCAUUUUAUUUUUUUGGUGGAUUUAUAUACCUAGUUAACUCGAAAAUUUACUCUUUGUAAUGUUAGUUUGCAUACUACACUCGUAGUUCACUGAUUACUGUGAAAACACCUAAGUAGUCAUCCUCCCUUUUAGAGAGGAUAGAGACUCUUGACAGAUAAGUAAAAGGUAUUUAGCUUAUCACAAGAAGUAGACCAUUUUUAAAACUACACAAUGUCUAAAUCUCCAUAUUGUCCAUGGUACUUAAAAUUAUACAGUUAGAUUUGUAUAACAUUUAUAUUUUUCUAGAAAUAUAUCACUAUUUACAAGAGUAAGAUAAGAAAUGCUAUUUUUCAAAAUACCAUUUUAAUUUUCCUGGCAUUGGUAAUAAUAUCCUGAGACUGAGAAUUUCUGGUGAAGUUACGUGCUUAAGUUUUUUCAAUGAAUUCUCAGAAAAGUCUUGCAGAUUCGUUCAUUGCCCUUGUUCUUAAAUUGUUUUUCACAUUCUCCGUGCCCGCCUUCUCAGACACUCAGUAUUCUUGUUGCUGUUCCCCAGGGUUCCUUCCGAAUACUCCAGCUGAGGAGUGUACCCACUUCUGUACCAUUUCCUCCCAGAGAUUACACAGGCUUCUAAGGGGAAGCGAUGCAGAAAAGGAGUUUGAUCUUUUAUGCUGCGUACUUCAAAGUGACUUACCCAGUGAACUGUUUUCAUUUAUUAGUUGGCAGGUAAAGGUGCAUUAAUUACAUUAAAUUUGCAUAAACACUGGGAGUCUCGGGAAACAGGACAUGUAGACAUCUGCAGUUCUAUUGUGUGGGGUAGCUGGCGCUAUAACACAGACAUCUUACUCAACAAAAUCAUGCCAGCGUAACUGGUCAGUUUAGUUAAAUUAAUUGAACCUCAUGAGCACAGAGGAAACUCAUUCAGACAAGUAGGCCCAGAACAGCAAAAAUUCACCUCAAAGAUAAGGCAGGCUUGUAAAACCAAAGUCUAAGAAAAUCUAAAUGGAAAAGAUUUCAUGUUCAGAUCCAAUAGUGAAAGAUGUGUGGUACAGCUCAAGGAGUUAGCUAUUUGCUUCCAGAAUUUGUCAAAAGCGAAUACUAAUAAAGUAGGGGAUUUCACUAAACUUAGGGGGUAGUUCAGUAAGAUUUAAGUUUAUCAGAGGGGUGUGUGUUAUUUAACCACACAAGCUUACGAAUGUAAGGAUGCUAAUGGCAACUUUUUAUUUUGCUAUGUUAUUUAACGUAUAUUUUAGGGAUAAAUGUUUUUCACAGUCUUAAUAUAUUUAAAUUCAGAUUGUUUUAUGGCAUAUUUUAUAACUAUUUAUUUUAAAAAUAACAGGGUGCAUUUUCCCCCAUCUUGUUUGUUCUUUAUCAUACCUCAUCAAACUAUUCAAUUAAUACAACAUACUCAUGUUAAGUGGAAUGGCACUAGUUUUAUUCUAAAUCCCACGUGGAUUUAUAAUGCCUUGAGGUCUUGAUUCCUAUAUGUUCAUUACGCAUAAUGAGCGUGUCACUUAUCCAGCAAUAAAGGAUUUGACUCUAAACCAGGGAAUUCGAAGGUGCAGUUAUUAACACUGUAUCUUCUUGUGGCUGAAGCUCCAUGCUUCAGUUCCAUCCUGCUAGGUCUCAACCACGGGAUGCUCCAAAAUUACUCACAUGCUGUGCAGGAGCCACACCGAGGCUCAAGAAACCUGUAGACCAGUCUGUUGCAGGGUUCGUGUUUAUACUGUGCUGGUAAUUAUACUUUUGUUUGUUACACGAAUCCAUGCUUCGCUCAGAAUAAUUAGGUUUAUAACCCAUCUCCCUGGCAACUCAUAAAAAGCCCAGUCUAAUGGUUUUGGAUGAGAAUUAUAAGAAACAAAAGUCAGAGAACAGGUGGCCCUUUGUGACUUUUAUCCCACGGAGUGAUCUCACUAAAAUCAUUUGAGACUUCUUGCUGUAGAGGGGCCUGGGCAAGAUCAGAGAUAUCACAGUUAACUUCUCUCAUAAAUCUAAGCUGUUCCAUCGUUAGUCAUAAGACAGUAGGCAAUAAGAACUUAGACAUAUGGCAUGUUUCCUUAACAGAAAUUAAUUACAUCUGAAUAUGCCAGUGGAUUUAUAUGUUGACUUAGGGAAAUGAUUUACAUAGUUCUUAACUGUUCUCAUCUUCAGGUCCCCUUACAAUAUAGAUACAGUAAAUUACAUAGGGGCUCUCUAAGAAAUAUUCUUAUGUCUUUCACACACACAUUUUCAACUUGGAGGUCAAAGACAAAUUCAAAUAAAUCUUAAAAAGAAAGUGAGUUUCUUGGAGCCAAUUUCCCUCAUGUCUUCUCUCUUAUUCUUAGAAACUUGGAGUCAAGGGCAUGAUGUGAAGGCAUGUUGUAGAUUGCCGUUUGUUAAGACUAAAAAUACUAUCAGUCAGCACUCUCUCUUUGGUAACCAGAUCUGGCAUGUUAUGCAAUGUUACACUUCCUCUAGCUGAUCACUGAAGAGCAUCUGAGCACCUCUAUUGAUGGUCAUACAUCAUUAUGUUAACCAAUUUUAACCUAACAGGUACUGAGCCAUAUGCACUCAAUACUGCCACAGCCUAGAUCAGAAACUCACUAAAAUAGACUAAAUACACAACUGAAAAGUAGUUAUUUCACUCUAUUAAAAAAAGGACUUGAUCUAUAUUUAUUGAUCAUAAAUAUUCUUUUUAAAAAAACGGUAUGUAAAAUCAUUUAUGUCCAUUGCCCAUUUGUAAACAGCAAAAUUACUGGUUUGCUAGGGUUUUUUUCCUAGUAUUGCUUUUUCAUUCAUUUUUCCAGGGCCACAAGGAAAUGUUUAAUAGAAACUUUCCUGAUAUUGGUAUGAUUGUAUGUGUUUCUAGUGGCCUUCCUGCAAUAGCGGUUUAUUUUUAAACUCAGAAAUAUUAUACGUUGAGACACUGCAAUAGCCAAAAAACUAAAUAAUCCGAUCAGAGGUGAUCUUCUACAGCAAGGGUUUAUACUAAGCUUCUGUCCGGGUGCAAAUAAAUCAGAUCUGACUCAUGAUGCUAAAGAACAGCAACAUCCGUUUAGUCAGCUUGAAAGAUAAAGUGUCUGUAAAUCCAUCGGUCACAUAACAGGUAGGACUGCUCAUUCACACCCUUGUGCAGGACAGAUGUCAGUCAUCCCGACCAUGCCCGUGACGGCAUGUGCUCGGUCAGACUGGGAGGUGAUCGCCUGAGUUCUUAACCAACCUGUCAGACACUUGGGCUGAAAAUCAUCUCAAAAUGCCAAGGAAGCACUAACUAGGAAUAAAUCAGAAACCAUUUGCCCUUGAGUAACAAGCCAGUUUCUAACCAACCGUAACUACUCGCACUCUCCUCGUUCGGCAAGUGCUGUAGGUGACGCUGGAUCCAACUUUAACAACAUCUCAGAGAGGUUUUGGAGAUUUCUACUUUGCUAGAGAGAGCGAUUUUGGUCUUAUUCAAUAUUUAUCAACUCUCUUUCAUGGAGAGAAUUUGCUGGCACUUUUCUUUGCAAUAUCUCAGUCAAGUAUUUAAUGAUUCUGUAAACUAUUUCACUUAACUGAAUUUAUAGUGGAUUGUUCCCACCAUUUGGAAUGUGGUAGUUUUGCAUUAAUCUAUUUGUAAGUGGUUGUUUCCAACAUUGCUUAUGGUAUCUAUGGGGCUUGUUGUACAGCCUUUUAUAUAUCAUUUGUAAAACAGUUAACUGUUCUUUGAAAUUUUAUUUUUUUUAAUUUUCUUAUGAAUAUGAUAUUAUAGAACUGAGAAAUGUAUUUAUUUGGUUAUCUGGUUUUCCUUUUGUUGUAUUUGGUUAUGUCACACCAGUUAAAAUAAAAUCACUUUGGUGAAAAGACAAGGCAGUUUCUUUGCAUUUAUUUGGUUAUACGUCACAGUACCUGCAAAAGUUUGCCAUUUAUAUAAAGAUCAUUUUAAGUAGCUAGAACACAUAUCUCUAAUUCGAAAAAUGAUGUACUGCACGUGAAGGAAGAGCAUCCUUCUCAGUCUGUGUAAAUGGCACUGAGCUGUGUGGCCAGGUUGGGAUCUUUCUCCUUAAGCACAGUCCAUGCCAGCAGCACAGAACUAGAUGCUGUAAGCAGUUUUCAAGAAAUCCAAAUACAGAUUACAUAAUAAUUGAUUUAGCCAAACAAACAGGGCUAAAAUUUUUUAAUGGAUAGAAAGUACAUACGAGAAAAAAAGCUGAUAUCAAAAAUCCAGUUAGAGCUCACCCCCCUCCACCCCCAACUUGAGAAAAUCGAGUUCUAUAAACUAACUGAGGAUAUUGAUUGUUUUGAGCACUGUGCUCUGCCCCAGGACAAGUCACUCAUA
Equus caballus (horse) is the source of this 12193-nucleotide messenger RNA. It is a transcript of the gene COL19A1, whose product is annotated as collagen type XIX alpha 1 chain. The record is from RefSeq and is a predicted model, not a curated record. Gene Ontology annotation, molecular function: extracellular matrix structural constituent conferring tensile strength. Gene Ontology annotation, biological process: extracellular matrix organization. NCBI's taxonomy places the organism in Eukaryota, Metazoa, Chordata, Mammalia, Perissodactyla, Equidae.